AUGACCAAGACCGCAAUCCCCCCCAAAACACCGCCGAUGAUUGCGCCCAGGUUUGAGGAUGGGGCAGUUGGGGUGCUGGAUGUCUCCAAACCUGCUGAUGUUUCCAAAGUAAUAGAGGAGGUUGUCGAAGAAGGUGGAGAUGCGGUCGUAGACGGAUCUGUUGACAAGACGGUAGUUAACCCCGAAGAGGUGGACGUAGAGGAAGUGGUGGUGGUUCUCGGCGUCACACUGGGCAGCAAACCAAUGGCCCCAGCUGUAAUCAACGAGAGUGUGUCAUUGUCGCUGUCAUUUGGACAAAUGCCCAUCGUACACGGAUCACUUGAGCAGCACCCACGAAAGUUGCCUGCCGUGCAGACAUACCACUGCUUGGUCCCGGUGCAAGAACUAGAGUCUCGAGGGAUGAUAGACUCGAGGGACUUGAGAGUCUCCAUCUCGAACACCAUCCUCAAAGAUCAAGUCUCAUUCACCGAAUCGGAAGAUAACUUGAUCAAAUCGCAAGACACAGCAGUUAUGCUGGAUAACGCAAGCUUCAACGACUGGAGGUAA
Molecule: messenger RNA, 546 nt
Organism: Penicillium hordei
Lineage: Eukaryota; Fungi; Ascomycota; Eurotiomycetes; Eurotiales; Aspergillaceae
Exons: 1
Coding region: 1-546 (181 amino acids)
Source: RefSeq, a predicted model, not a curated record